CGUACCGUACCGUACCUUACUUUGUUCCGCUCCGAGCCUAGAAUGGCGGCGGGGAGGCGGUAUCGCCCGUCUGGAGUCCAUUUCAUUUCCCUCGUCAUACCUGACGCUGGUAUUGUGGAUUGCCAAGAUGAAGUCCCUGUCCAGCCUGCGGCUGCUGCUAUCUGCACACCACCUCCUCCUUCCCCUCCUUCUCCUUGUUGCCAGUGCGGCCAGGUCUGCGCCCCUACAACAAGCGACCAUGGGUCUCUCUACGCUCCUAGCCACUACCCACUCUCCUCAGCCACUCCUCAACCCCUACCCUUCCCACCCCCGCCUCUCCUUCUCCCAAUCCCAGUCCCGUAGCACCUUCAAGCUCCUAGUCCUAACCGACACCCACCUCCUCGACGACGGUGGCUCUCCCGGAAACGCCUCCACUCUCAACGCACUCUCCACCACCGCAGUGGAGAAGUACCUAGAGAUGGAGAAGCCAGACUAUGUGGUCCACUUGGGCGAUUUGAUCUCGGGCGAGGCGGCACGAAGUAAGGAGGAGGUGGAGGAGGCUGUAGGGAUGAUAUUGGGACCGAUGAUUAGGCGAGGGGUGCCUUUUAGUACUGCGAAAGGCAAUCAUGACAACGACAAGUACUCUACGCACGGCAUGAUCACCCGCUUCGAGCAGCGCAUCGCCCCUCACCUCUCCUACACUCGUCUCGCGCCCAAGGGAAUAGGAGGGGGAGAUGUAGGCUCAGACAACUACUGGGUACCCAUUUACUCCUCUCCCUCUCCCUCUGGCUCCAAAGCCAAAGCCGCGUCUGGAGCUGCUGAUCGGCCUGCUCUAAUCCUCUGGCACUUCGAUAGCCGCAGUGGCAAGACGAUGCUAGACUCUUCUGGCAACCAGACACAAAUCGAAGACUGGGUACACCCUAGCGUGGCUGGUUGGUUACGCAGGGAAGCAGAGCGUAUGGCGGCUGCCUGGGGACUGCCUCUACCUCCCUCGAUUGUCUUCACGCACAUUCCCUCUCACGAUUUUGCCUAUGCUCAGCAGCAUGGCCCCGCCUCGGAGCGAGAGCAGAUCGGCGGAGUGGAAGACGAGAGUAGUGCCAACUUCACUUCUGCCGGGUUGCGUUGGCCGGGGUUGAAUGAGGAUAAGCCCUUUGAUGGGCAGGGGGCGGAGGGUGUAAAGUAUGCAGGGCAGGAUAGGGCUUACCUGGAUGCCUUUCUGGGUGGGGGAGAAGGGAGACCGGCGGGAGAGCGGGUGCAUGCCAUUGUUAGUGGACAUCAGCAUGGCAAUGACUGGUGUGCUCCCUCGCGGCUCACCACCUCGUCCUCGGGCAGCAGCGCAAGUUCGUCUGACCAAGACGAGGAGACGCAAGAGCAUCAGCGCCAAGUCCAGACACAGCGUGUUCCAAUCUGCUUUGCCAAGCAUUCAGGGUUUGGCGGGUACGAUAAGGAAGUCAAACGGAAUCACGGAGCGCGGAUCUUUGAGUUUGAGCUCAACAGCACCCUCCAGACUGGAGCGGAGACGUGGGUACGCUUCUUGACGGGAGAGAAGAGAUACGCUACCGUGUUGGACGACGCAUUCUUUGCGACUGCUUGAGCGCUACAGCUGUCAUUUAGAAGAGGCGUGAGAUAUAGCAUAUACCCGUUGCACCAUG
Microstroma glucosiphilum is the source of this 1631-nucleotide messenger RNA. Its product is annotated as Metallo-dependent phosphatase. Gene Ontology annotation, cellular component: cytoplasm. Lineage: Eukaryota; Fungi; Basidiomycota; Exobasidiomycetes; Microstromatales; Microstromataceae. Bases 128 to 1573 code for a protein of 481 amino acids. Gene Ontology annotation, molecular function: hydrolase activity, acting on ester bonds. The transcript is spliced from 2 exons. The record is from RefSeq and is a predicted model, not a curated record.